Messenger RNA from Aspergillus costaricaensis CBS 115574, 2028 nucleotides. RefSeq lists its product as uncharacterized. Gene Ontology annotation, cellular component: nucleus. The transcript has 2 exons. Gene Ontology annotation, biological process: positive regulation of transcription by RNA polymerase II. Gene Ontology annotation, molecular function: transcription cis-regulatory region binding; DNA-binding transcription factor activity. NCBI's taxonomy places the organism in Eukaryota, Fungi, Ascomycota, Eurotiomycetes, Eurotiales, Aspergillaceae. The coding region runs from base 112 to 2028 and encodes 638 amino acids. The record is from RefSeq and is a predicted model, not a curated record.
CCCUCCGUAAGCCUGUUUAGCCCGCUCGGAGUCCCCCAAAGGUCUGUUCCCCAUCUUAUCCUUCUCACAAGGGAAAUAACUGGAUCUGGCGCUGAGUGUCAUAGUAAAAAUAUGAUUGACUGUCGACAUGUUCAUCUCGUGGUCGUUGAACCCUGGCCCUCCAACUUCCCCCGACUCAGAUUCGUCACCUCCGAUGACAUCCCAGCCCAGAAUCCGGUCCCGCAGCGGUUGUCUUACGUGUCGUCGGAGACGGGUCAAAUGCGACGGUGCGUGUUGUCCAUUGCCUCUCAUUCUCCGGUGCGUACAGAAGCUCAUCCAGUAUGUAUGCGCUGCCAACGGUCGAAGAACCAAUGCAACUACGGGGUUCGCCUUCAAUGGGAGGAUGAUAUGCGGGCCGCGGGGAAAUGCCAUGGACGAACCGGGAUCGUAGCCAGAAGGGGUUCGCUUCGAUGCAAAGAAUCUGAAGAGGACGAUCAACUUCCGUCUUCGAAGCGGAUCGAACGCAAAGAUCAACUUGGUAGCGACGGGGAAUCCGCAUUGAUCCUCACUCCACCCUCUUCGCACAGCCCACUGCGGGCCGCGACGUCAAAAAGCGUUUCUUUUUUGACCCGAGACACAUAUCAGAGUCAGUAUCAUUACUGGAAAGAAAGCAAGGUCCAGUCAUCAAAUACCAAUUUCCGAACCUUGCCUUGGACCCUCGGUGUACCCGAUGUUGAUGAUGUGUGCUUGUCGUUUUACGAGUCGAUGAUGUGCCCUGCUGCCGUUACUAUCGACAACGAGGAAACCAAUCCUCUUCGCAAUACAGUAAUGCGCAUGGUAUUUCGGUCUGAAUUGGCAUAUUAUUCUGUACUCAUGACCAGCGCGCAGUACCUGAGAUCAAUCGAUAGUCGCUUUGAACUAUUUGAAAUGCAGGUCCGGCAAAGGGUACUCAAAGGCUUGCGUCAAGCGUUAGCGGAAAGUUGUUUUGAGUUUGAAGACGUGCUGCUGCCGACUAUAUUUCUCUGCUCUUCGGCUGUAUGUAAUCUCCUCGGUCUUGGUAUUCUCAUGAGUGUCAGUAUUGACUCGCCGCAGAUAUCCCACAGCUGUGACGCCUCUUGGGUUCGCCACCUGACAUGUUUCCAGAUGGUCAUCAAGCAGAGGAUUCGUCGCCACACAAAAACAUAUGUGCCGCAACUUUUCAUGAGUUACUUCUCGGCGCAUCUGGUGCUGGCAAAGUCCCUUUUCCCAAUUGACAAGGUACUACCAGCUUUAGAAGUGCGGAACGAUCCCUCGUCACCUGUAGAAGAAGGGACUUGCUGGACAUCUUCAGAGUCACUGUCCAAGGCCAUGAAGCCGGAUACGCUUCGCGAAAUUGACGUGUGGAAUGGCAUGAGUAACCGCAUGCUCCUGCUUAUUAAUGAUAUAUUGAGCCUCAAGGAUGAUGUGCAGGUCAUGUAUGGAGAAGGGUUCGAAGUUGAAGAGAGACGAAGCGCCAUCGAGGCCAAAAUUAUCACUUUACAAAGGAAUCUCCAGGACACAACACAUUUGCUCCCUGAAUCACUGCGACGAUGUCAGGAUUCCGCCGAGGUUGUCCAUAGGCGUCGUCUUCUUGAGUACACUGGCGAAUCCUAUCGUCUUGCUGCGUGCCUGCUUCUCUCAGAAGCGUCCACGCCAGCUUUCCUCGGCUACACCAGUGAACACAGUCUGGGGUUGGAUGCAACGCGGAAGCAGCGCCAUGUCGACUAUAUCCUAUCUCUGGUAGAAUCAGUAGUCUCAUCGCUGGAUCACCUCCCAAUCUCCUGGCCUUUAUGGCCACUUUUCAUUGCCUCGUGCUGCAGUACGACCGUAUCUGAGAAAGCACGGGCCUUGGCACAAUUCCAGGCAGCUCAGGCAAAAGCCCCGUAUGAGAACACGGUACGGGCACAGACAGUUGUUGAAUUACUGUGGCAGCGACGUGAGCUUUAUGUGGCAGGGGAGAGAACACGAACCGGUCGGUUUGAGUGGGAGUUGGUGAUGGAAUUCCUGGGGUGGCAGACGAGCUUCGCCUGA